CAACAUAUACCAACAAACCCACACCAAAAAUGGCACUCAGAACACUCUCGGCCAAAAGCGCCGCCGCGCUCGACCAAGAGCUCAUGUCCACGGGCGCCUUCUCAAUCGACCAACUCAUGGAAUUGGCCGGUCUCAGCGUCUCACAAGCGCUCUUCAAGUUGCAUCCGCUGUCUGCUGGCAAGCGAAUUCUUGUAGCCUGUGGCCCCGGCAAUAACGGCGGCGAUGGCCUCGUCGCCGCGCGGCACUUGUUCCACUACGGAUAUCAGCCCACUAUCUACUACCCGAAGCAGAGCAAGAACGAGCUGUACCAGCGUCUGAAGAAGCAACUCGAAGACCUCAGCAUCCCCUUCACAUCAGACUUUCCAAGCGCCCUGGGCAACACGGACCACAUCAUCGACGCGAUUUUUGGCUUCUCGUUCAAGGGCGAGGUGCGCGAGCCCUUCCCCUCCGUCAUCUCUGCCCUAGCAGCCACCAAGACCCCUGUGCUGGCUGUCGAUGCGCCAUCGUCGUGGGAUAUCGAGGAUGGGCCGCGAGAUGACGGACCAGGGAAGGGGUUCAUGCCACCUGCGCUGAUCAGUCUGACGGCACCUAAGCCGCUGGUUAAGUGGUUUAGAGGUAGGCACUUUUUAGGUGGGCGGUUUUUGGGGCCCGAGGUCGCGGAGAGGUAUGGGCUUGAUGUUCCGGAGUAUGAGGGGUUGGAUCAGGUGGUUGAGGUCCCGAUUGAGAGUGGGAAACUGUGAGCGUGAGGAGUGCUGUGAUUGAUGGAAUCUAUGGGGAGUUUUGGAGCGCGAUGUAUGUACUUCGCUGCGAGCUCAGUGUAGUCCGUCGGGAAGAGCAAUGGCCUUUGCCCACAUCUGAAGAUAUAAGGGGACGAACCAAACUGGAGAUAUUUGAUGAUCUGCUACUCGCUAGGCAGAUUAUCUGGAUCUGUGCUAGAUCAAAACCCGAUGCAAAGGCUCUUGUCCUGAAACAGCCUCAUACAUUACGAUAUACGAACGGGUAGCAUUGAGAACAUCUGCGCGUGUCUAUCAUACGAAUUGAUAGUCGCCAGAGCUGUAGGUCUUGGAUGGGAUUUCAAAGUAUCUUGACCGCGAGCACUCAUUGAAACGUCUUCUGCAG
Didymella exigua CBS 183.55 is the source of this 1119-nucleotide messenger RNA. Its product is annotated as meiotically up-regulated gene 182 protein. Gene Ontology annotation, cellular component: mitochondrion. Gene Ontology annotation, molecular function: NAD(P)HX epimerase activity. Lineage: Eukaryota; Fungi; Ascomycota; Dothideomycetes; Pleosporales; Didymellaceae. The record is from RefSeq and is a predicted model, not a curated record. The transcript has 3 exons. Bases 30 to 740 code for a protein of 236 amino acids.